Molecule: messenger RNA, 1262 nt
Organism: Dermatophagoides pteronyssinus (European house dust mite)
Lineage: Eukaryota; Metazoa; Arthropoda; Arachnida; Sarcoptiformes; Pyroglyphidae
Molecular function (GO): RNA binding; zinc ion binding
Source: RefSeq, a predicted model, not a curated record
UCGUUUGUGGAUUUUUUUUCUUCAAAAAAAAAAAAAAUUUUUAUCAAAUGGCUACUUCUGGAUUACGAUUUUGUUUUGGUCGAAUGCCAUCACCAUUAUCAUCACCAUCAUUGUAUUCAAGAACAUCAAAAGCUGCAUUGCAUCAUCAUCAUCAUGUUCAUCGUUUGAAUUCAAUUAAAAUGGCUAAUAAUCAAUCAUUAUUAUCACCGACAUUUAUGGAUAAUAAUAAUCAACGAAAUAUAUUUCGUUUUGAUAAUUUGGCAACCGAUUCAUAUGAAUCAAAAAAUUCAUUAUCAUCAUCAGCUAAUCAAUAUUUGACAAAUCCAUUACCAUCACCAGUGGCUACAUCUAUUUCAUUGGUAUUGAAUGAUAGUGAUUAUGGUGUUCAACAACAACAAUCAUCAUCAUUAUCUGAUCCAAAUCAUCCAUUCAUUUAUGAAACAAAUGUUUAUCCAAUAGUAGGUAAACGAAAAUUAGUUGGACGUAAUAUUGAAUAUUAUAAUCUUUAUGGUUGGGAACAAUUGGAUAAUCGUUAUCAACAACAACAACAGCAACAAAUUGCAUCGAUGUAUUUUGAUGAUGAUAAUAAUAAUGAUGAAAAUAUGGUCAAUAAUGAAUCAUCAUCAUCAUCAAUGAUGAUGAUGAUGAAAAAUUCUGAAAAAUCAAUGCAACAACAACAACAACAACAACAACAACAAUCACGAACAAACAACAAUAAAAAUCAUUAUCAAAAUGGUCGUAUGGAAUGUUCAUUUUGUAAAAAUUUACAACCAGAAUUGGGUAUUAAUUAUCGUGAUCAUUGGCUUAAAGAUAAUCAAAAACGUAUUACUUGUCCAAAAUUACGUGCUUAUAAUUGUCCAAAAUGUAAUAAUGGUGGUGGUGAUUUUGCACAUACAUUUCUUUAUUGUCCAAAAAAUCGUCAAAAUCUUGCAAAUGGUUUUGAACAUCGUGCCGUACAACAACAACAACAACGACGAUUUCGUAAUAACAUUAGUGUUUCGGAUACAUCAAAUAAUCAUUCAAUGAUAACAAAUGAACCAAGUAGUAUCUGGUCAUGGGACUAUGAUUCAAUGUCGGAAAAAUCAAAUUCAACAAUGACAAGUGUGAAUACUAAUAAUAAUGUUGGUGGUUAUUAUAAUCGUAAUCAAGGUGAUGGUGGUGAUGGUGAUCUAUUGAUGUUUGCCAAUAAUCAUUAUGAUGGAUAUUUUUCACAAUUUCAUUAACAUUUCAAUAACUUUUUUUUUAAACAAAAAAAAAAUUUC